AUGACCAUGACGCCAACACCAGAGAGGGACGCUGAUGGUAUGACCGGCAUUGAGCUUGAAUUCUCCCUUAACAAGAAGCGAACGGGUGAAGAUAUUGCCGAGUAUCCGCGAAGAAGGGCGACAAUUGCUUGUCAAAUAUGCCGCUUACGCAAGACAAGAUGCAAUGGGGCACGUCCUAAAUGUCAACUUUGCUCCGAUCUCGAUGCCGAAUGUAUUUAUCGUGAGCCCGGGGUCAAGCUUGACGCGGGCGACAAGCUCAUCCUUGAGCAAUUGACUCGAAUCGAAGGGUUACUUCAGUCAAGUCUAUCAGUACAGACCCAUCCACAUCAAUUGACACUCUCGUCCGCCUCACCCGCGACCAGCAAUGAUACCGGAAUGGGCAUCGAGGAUCCUUUCAGCCGCAUCAGUGGAUUCAUGUCUACGACGAGUAAGAUGGCUGCCGUAGGACUGGGGUCUUGGGCCAACCCACCACCUAGCAUCAGCAUUUCGACCAUGCCCAAAGUUCACAGUACCCCGGCUUUGCAUCUUUUGCAGUGGCCGCUGAUUCGAGAUUUAGUCUCGAGGCCGUACGAUCCUCAAAACCUCCUCCAACUAGAGAUGGCGCGUGAACCGUUACGUCUCAAUCCAAAUUCCGGAUUCGAUUUGGGCAAUGCGCCUGUUUACGUUCGGGCGUUCUUUGGACAUGCGAAUAUUUGGUACGCAUGUGUGAACCCCUACAAUUGGGACCGUUACUACCGGACUGCCCUGGCUCAAAGAUUCAGAGAUGGACCGGUCAGUUGUCUGGUUUUGUUGGUAUUAGCUCUGGGAGCAGCCAGUCGGCAUGGGAGCAUUGCAUCUCUUCCUCGAGACCGAGAACCCCCGGGGUUGCCCUACUUCGCCGCAGCCUGGGCAAUCCUUCCCUCGAUCAUGAUGCGUAACUCGGUGAUUGCAGCCCAAUGUAUGAUUCUUGCGUCUGCCUACUUAUUCUAUCUUGUACGACCGCUUGAAGCGUGGACGAUCUUGUCCAGUGUGAGCUUGAAGCUUCAGCUACUUCUGGGUAAUCCUGAUCGAGUCCCCGCGCAAUGGAAAGAGCUCAGCAUUCGAGUCUACUGGAAUGCACUGCUCUUUGAGAGCGAUCUCCUCGCGGAGCUUGACUUGCCACACUCGGGUAUUGUCAACUUUGAAGAGCUCGUGGAUCUGCCAGGAGGAUUUGACGAGUAUGAGGAUGAGGAGGAAAGUUUUCCUGAGUAUCAAAGGCACGCUUUCGAGGAUUCUCAACCGCGUGAUCAUAUCCAGCGCUCAAGAUCUACGGGACUCGACAGCAAGAAGAACAAACAAGAUAGUCACAACAACAGCAUCCCACCUGAACAAUCUCAACCCGACCGAGAGUCAGGAAAGGGUCUAGGGACACACCAGGACGAAAUAUGGUACUUUCUCGCCGAAAUUGCCCUCCGUCGGCUUCUCAACCGAGUCAGUCAUCUUAUCUAUCAAAAGGACAGCACUCACACUCUCGCCUCUCUGGGACCCAUCGUUUCUGAACUCGACUUUCAACUUGCCCAAUGGUACGAAAGUCUUCCUCAACCUAUUCAAUUCCCACUCAACCCUACUACUACUACUACUACUACUACUCCUACUACUACCACCACCACCACGACUACCACUAUAAUCACUACUCCUUCCCGACAACCUCCAUCACUAUCAUCCUCCACCUCACCUUCCACCGCCUCUUCUUCCCAAACACAAUCAAACGCACCACCUCAACCACCAAUAAACCCCAUCCAAACCGUCCUCCGCCUCCGCUACAACGCCUGCCGCACCAUCAUCUACCGCCCCUACGUCCUCGCCGUCCUCGAGCACGAAUCCGCCGGUUCCGACCCAGGUGUCCUAGAAUGCUGCCGCCGCUGUCUCGACGCCACCCUCCGCCAACUCGAAAACAUCACCUCUCAUCGCGAGGGCCACCUCCCUUAUCUCUGGCAGGGCGCUCUAUCCAUGGUUUCCCAGGCUCUGAUCAUUAUGGGCGCAACCAUGUCUCCCACUCUAUCGACCUUACUUCCUGCCAAGGGGAGGAUCGAUGCGAUUAUUGCCGGGGUCGUCGAUGAAGUCCAGAGGUAUGCGCAUCUAGCUCCGAGUUUAAAGUUGGCGGAGGAAAUCAUUCGAGACGCGGAGAGGAGAAGAAGGAUUCUUCUUCGUUCCUGA
Messenger RNA from Penicillium diatomitis, 2175 nucleotides. Its product is annotated as Zn(II)2Cys6 transcription factor. NCBI's taxonomy places the organism in Eukaryota, Fungi, Ascomycota, Eurotiomycetes, Eurotiales, Aspergillaceae. Gene Ontology annotation, biological process: regulation of DNA-templated transcription. Bases 1 to 2175 code for a protein of 724 amino acids. The record is from RefSeq and is a predicted model, not a curated record. Gene Ontology annotation, molecular function: zinc ion binding; DNA-binding transcription factor activity, RNA polymerase II-specific. The transcript has 2 exons.